Podospora bellae-mahoneyi is the source of this 2528-nucleotide messenger RNA. RefSeq lists its product as uncharacterized. The transcript has 5 exons. The record is from RefSeq and is a predicted model, not a curated record. The coding region runs from base 339 to 2327 and encodes 662 amino acids. NCBI's taxonomy places the organism in Eukaryota, Fungi, Ascomycota, Sordariomycetes, Sordariales, Podosporaceae.
CCUAAUUCUUUGUGGGUGGCCGUGCGGCUCUGCCUUCUCUCCUUAUAAUACUUAUACCGCUGCUUUAACACUCCAUCCAUACUUUUUAAGACUUAGCCCCGGUUUUUAACACUUUGUUCAAGCAUUUUUACGCUCUAUCCUAGCUUCUUUUUAUAUAAACUUUUUAAAACUCUACUCCAGCUUUCUAACACUUUAUCCAAUCUUAUUUCAUAUAUACCCCAGCUUUUUCAAGAGCUUAUCCCAACUCUUUUGAUACUCUACCCCAACUUCUAAUAUCCAUUAUCUCGGCUUUUAUCGUGAUCCAGCUCUCACAACUCACCUUCACAACUCACCUAGCCAUGAACGAUAUCAGAGAGGAGGAUCCAACACCCAUCACACCAGCAGUUCGUUCCUACAGUCUCAAAGUCGAAAAAGAAAACCCAGAAGACCCUCUCUCCCAAGCACUCGGUUCCACAGUUCAACAGGCAGGCCAUCGACCGAGUAUUCAACGUGUUAAAGCUCAGGAGUGGGUUUAUUGGCUCCAAAGUGACUGCUCUAGUGAUCCAAUUUUCGAUCCGCUAGAGCAACAGCGCAAAGAGUUGAUUCGAGUUUGGCAGGAGUUUCAAAGGCUCUUCGUCCCUCCAGGAGACUUAACAUCCGGGGCCGCUCACUCGCCACUUCCCAGCAUUGCAACUUUGCAAGCGGCAGUCAAUGACGCCCGUCUUGGUUGGGAAGCCAAGCAUGAGUCUGGCAUUGGCCUCGCCAGAAAUCGGCUUCUCCGCUUCAUGGAGACAAUGGAUGAUCAUUCAUUCUUGUUCAAGUUUGUUCCGGCCGAGGACAAGUACAUCAGCCUCCUCACUGGGGUUGUGGCAUCCGUCGUCAAGGCCUCGGUCAAUUACCACAAGAUUGCUGAGGGAUUCUCACUUGCCCUCGUGGAAAUGAGUGAGAACCUGAGAUAUGUGCAGAAGAAAACACAAGUUGCGAACACAAAUGAAAUGCAAAGGCUUGUUGUGGCGCUAUACGUCCAAGUGUUCAAGUUCCUCUGCCACGCCAUGUCCUUCUUCCACAAACGCCACAAGAGAUUUCUGGCGUCAUUCAACAAAGGAUUCUAUGAUAAGACGGUCAAGGCCAUGGUCGACGGCAUCCAAAAGACGAUCGGCGACAUCCGCAACGAGGCACAACAUACGACUGAGCUGCGCAUCGAGCACAUGCACCAAAAAAUGAACGACAUGGAACCACUUUUGGUCAGGCUGCAACAACUUGGAGUUCAGACUCACGCGGACACCGAGCAGCAGGUCAACGUGAAACUUGCCGCGGCAGCAGUUGGGUUUCAGAGAUUGGGCGAGAAAGCUGUACAUCAGCUUGAAGGUGUCGAGGACCAAGUCACGCACGACAUUACUUUCCAAUCCCCACAGCAAUCCUCAAACGUCCCGCCCGCCUUGACAGUUGACGAGCCAGCAAACGAGCCAGAAAUGCCGAAAUCCCACGCCGUGGCGAGACUUCCCAGCGAAGGACAAUCGACGAACCCUUCAAAGGACAUGAUAACCAGCGAACCCACAAUGCCCGACUAUUGGCGAAUCCAACAAUACACCGAAGCCCUCAGGCCCUACAUCGAGAGUGUCGAAGAGUUCCUGAGAGCCGAGUCCCACCCACAAACAACCAUGAUCCCGCAAGAAGUGUACACCCAACUCAGCAACUGGAUAUCUGACUCUGGCUCCCGAAUGAUGUGGGUGGAAGGCCCAUCCUCCCUGGGUAGUUCUGUGCUUUCUAAAGCCGCCAUCAAAGCUGCCGAUGGAGUCAUGAACGCCGGUAUUCCUUGCAUUUCGUACUUUUGCAGGUCCCGAUACAGCUUCGCUGGCAGUGGCAGUGGCAUGAGCGGGAGCAGUGCCAGCAAGCCGACAUUAUCCCACAGAGACGCGGCAGUCAUAUCCCUCUUCUACUCCACCAUCCGCCAACUUGCCUGGGUGCUUCCCAGAGAAGGCUUCACAGCAGGCAAGAGCCUCCACGGUGACCAAUUCGCGAAGCUUGACGGGACCUUGCACAGCCUUCCCACGGCGUUAAACAUCAUCAAGGCGCUGCUUGUGUACACACCGCCUGUGAUCAGUUGGGUCAUUGAUGGGCUGCAGUUUGGAGGGGACAGGGAGAGCAUGGGGCACCUUUUGAAUUUCAUUAAACUCUUGCGUGAGCACAUGCAGGACUCGAGUCGGGUGUCCAAGAUUCUCUUCACGACUGACGGCCGGAAUCAAGCGCUGGCCCGUGGCACAACGGCGCGGGAGAGGGUGGAUGCAUCCGCGCUGGUUCGGGCUAGGGGAGGAAGGGCAUUCCCGGGUGGGGUUUACAUGUACUAGCCGUUUGGAGCUCUUUUCUCUUCUUCUGAGCUUCAUCCUAGCAUCAAGCGGACACUAUCUCAGCAUCAGGCAUGCUUUACCCCAGCUUAAGCUAUAUAUUAUCCCAGCCUAAAGGGCAUUUUCUCAGCUAAAGAGAGUACCUAGUUAUGUCAACUUUAGAAUACUUUUGCUCCAGUUUUAUAUCACCUUAUCCGAGCUUCA